Molecule: messenger RNA, 1543 nt
Organism: Lactuca virosa
Lineage: Eukaryota; Viridiplantae; Streptophyta; Magnoliopsida; Asterales; Asteraceae
Source: the annotation of a GenBank genome assembly
AGAGUAAUCAUCCAUAUAGUCAGCAGUCAGUAACCACUACAAGUCUACAAGCCUUGCCUCCCUGAACAUGGAGACCAACGGAAGCGAUACCAAUCUUCGGUGGACAAAAUCGACCUCAAUUCGCCGGAGAAUAAUAUUGUUUCCCCUACCAUUCCAAGGCCAUAUCAAUCCCAUGCUUCAGUUAGCAAACAUUCUUCACACCCAAGGUUUUGAAAUAACCAUCAUACACACCGAAUUCAACUCCCCCUAUCAUUCCAACUAUCCUCACUUCAUCUUCAAGUCCAUCCGGGACCGAUUUUUCGAGAUUGAAAGCCGAUUAACGAAGGAAGACGCCAGCUUUUUCGUUAUAUACCUUAACAGAAGCUGUGAAGAGCCGUUUCGGGAUUGUCUGACUAGGUUAUUGGCGGAAGACGAUGAGGGGUCGAUUUCCUGUCUAAUCUCAGAUGCCCUAUUCUACUUCACGCAAGCCGUGGCAGAUUCCCUUAACCUCCCUCGAUUGGUGCUCCGGACAACCAGUCUUGCUUCCGCCAUUGCUUAUGGAGCUUUACCCUUUUCCUCUGAAACUGGUUGUUUUAACCUUACAAAAGAUUCAAAUUAUGAAGCAUCGGUGCCGGAAUUUCCACUUAUGAAGGUCAAAGACGUCGUAAAGAUGACAACCAAUCCAGAAGGUAUGGGGAUAUUUGUCACCAACACGCUUAAACAGAUGAAGGCAUCAUCAGGGAUUAUCUGGAACACCUUCGAAGAACUUGAACAACCUUCACUAGAGACCAUUCGCCAAGAAUUUUCAGUUCCGAGCUUCACUUUAGGCCCAUUCCACAAGUACUUCCCGGCAUCCUCAAGCAGCUUGAUCGAACAAGACCGAACUGUUCUCUCAUGGCUAGACACCCAAGCCCCUAAAUCUGUGAUAUACAUAAGCUUUGGCAGCGUUGCACGUAUAACCGAAUCAGCAUUUCAAGAAUUGGCCCAUGGAUUGACGAAUACGGGUUUACCAUUCUUGUGGGUGGUUAGAGCAGGGUUAGUUCCUGGUUCAAAAUGGCUGGAGUCAUUGCCGGAAAAGUUCCUAGAAAGAUUGGGUGAUGGCGGACGUAUAGUGAAAUGGGCUCCUCAAGAAGACGUGUUAGCUCAUCCAGCAACCGGUUGUUUUUGGACUCAUUGUGGAUGGAAUUCAACGUUGGAAAGCAUAUGUGAAGGAGUUCCUAUGGUUUGUUCACCUUGUUUUGUCGACCAACCAGUAAAUGCAAGAUAUGUUAGCGAUGUAUGGAAGAUUGGUGUUUUGUUGGAGGAUGGGUUUGACAGGGUGGGGAUUGAAAAGGCGAUUAAAAGAGUAAUGAUGGAUAAAGAAGGAGAAGAAAUUCGGGAGAGAAUAACUAGUCUUAAGGAAAAGGUCAAUCUCUCUCUUGAUGAAGGUGGGUCGUCUCAUCAGUCAUUUAAGGGAUUAGUGGAUUAUAUUUUAUCCUUUUGAUCCAUAAAAAACCACAUGCAAUAUAAUUCCAUGUAUUAUAUACUCCAAAUAAACUUUGUUAACAACAUGAAAUUUGAAGUA